Soboliphyme baturini is the source of this 2014-nucleotide messenger RNA. Lineage: Eukaryota; Metazoa; Nematoda; Enoplea; Dioctophymatida; Soboliphymatidae. The record is from the annotation of a GenBank genome assembly.
UUUGUAUGCAAAGUAAGACUAAAUAACUAACGCUAUCUUGUUUUAGCAAAAGCGUGAAGACACCAGGUUAGAGAUAGCCAGCGCACUCCCGGUUCCCUCCUUGGCUCCGACACCUGAUGGAUUUCCAAAUGAACUCUUUGGAAGCGUGAUAAAGGUGACACUUUUCCUGGAUACCUUUUCGAAUUUGAUUUCAUCACGUGACUGCAUCAAAAUCACUCCAGCUGAAUUGAUACGGUGUCUUAUGAUCGGCGAAGCAGGCUACCCUCGGAUAGCGGACAUCAUCUGUGCCCUGUUACACUUGAUUCUGAACGAUGAUAUAGCCCAGAACUACAAGGAAUUGGGCGUGAAACUGUGCGAUAUCCAGAUCAAUCAAUACACGGCCGCGGAGUUGCUGCGACUGUGCCUACGGCGACAUGAUUCUGACGACGAUGACGACGUCGAUGGCAGUACGAGCGACAUGAGUUCCGUUUGUUCGUAUACGUUUGACUCUUUUACCGUACUGCCGUUUAUCCUUCGCGCUGCAGUUUGUUCAGUUUCUUCGUACUUUCAGGAAAAAUUAGUAGAGGAGUUAACCGAACGUCUAAAACCGGAAUGCCUGCCAUCGCAGUCCCGUCAGUUGCAGCUCACUCUUGAUGAUAUGCGGCUUCCACAAAUAUCGCCAGACAUGGUUAGCGCAGUCAAGCGUCGUCAGCUCGCAGUAUCUGAAGAAAAGGCGAAGCGUGAAGCGAUGGAAAAAAAGAAAGAACAGAAUAGACGAAUCGAGGCAAUAAAAAGCCGACUGGAAGUUGUCAGUCAAGAACUAGAGAAAGCGUCAGAAAUUCUCAAUUCGUCUCUUCGAGCUAAGCCACUUGGCUUUGACAGGAACCACAGUCGUUAUUGGUAUUUUGGCGCCUCCUACCAUUGCAUAUAUGUUGAAAAGGGAUGGUCUUCGAUGUACGCGGACGUAACCGAUUUCCGCACAGAAUCAGGGUCAAAAUCACCCUCUCAAAUCGAAUGCGAUGACUACGAAACCGUUAAAGAGGAAGAUGCAGACAUGAUACCAGCGGAAUCGGACCUCUUUACUUCGUUGAAGAGAGAUCUGAUUGAUUUUGAGAACAGACUUCGUUCCGGAGGCUUGGGGGAAGUCGAUGAAUUACCGAAGUGGAUUGCUUCUGUCGAAAGUGCUGGAACUAUCUCUCUCUUGGCGCAAUGUUUGAUUGUCAUUUCCAAGUCGGUUCGAUUAACGAUGCUGACAGGCUUACUGGAUCCAACACGUGGUAAGGGUGCCAAAACUUUGGAAUCAGAUGCUCAGUCGUUCAGUAAGACAAAUCCAGGCAUGGAGAAGUGGACAGCGGCUGUGGAAACCUGUUCAACCAUUGGACGGCUCUACGUUCUUUAUUACAUCUUGCAGAACAGCGUUCGGUGGGAAAAGUCUAACGAAAAAGCGAGAUGCAAGAUUUGCCGAAAAACUGACAAAGACAACCCGUACCUAUUUUGCGACUUGUGUAAUAGCAUGUAUCAUAUGUCAUGUCUACGAUAUCCUCUGGAGUCAAGUUAUGCCGAGGCUUGGCUUUGUCCCGGUUGUAAACCACGUGAGCGCAGAAGACGUCAGUCAGAAAAUGUCGCACAGGAUGAAUUGGAAGAGGAUGGUAGUUUGUCAGACUCGGAACCUCGCUGCAAGUUGUGUCGUUCUGGCAGCAGCGAAGGUCAACUGGUGUUCUGCUCUGCCUGUUCUGAUGCGUAUCAUCAGGAAUGUCACGUUCCACCUCUUCGUUUUCUUCCCCGAAGCAACUGGCGAUGUAGUCGCUGUUUCAGCGCAGGAGUUGAGGAGCCAACUUCCCGUAGACUGCGACAAAAGCCCCUGUCCAGCGACACGUCCAAAAAGUUGCUUUUUCACCGGGAAACGCUGUGCAGCGAAUUGUCAGACAACGAAAUAUCGUCUGAUUCGGUCACCGAAUCAGACCCCGAAGAGUUCGGCAAAAGGAGCACUAGACUUAGGGAGCCAAAUAGGUCCGUCAACAAGUGUGACAAAUAA